GCUCGCAUAAACCCCGUACGGUUUCUCCCCACCAGAAUCCCCAUUCUCCGCCUCUCGCCUCGCCAUGGCCGCCGCCGCCGCCAUCCACCGGGCCGCCGGCCCGAUGCGCUCCGUCGCGCUCGCCUCCUCCAGGUCCCGCUCUCUCCUCCACCUCCUCACCCCCGCCCGCGCCCUCUCCUCGUCCCACGCCUACCACCCCUCCGCCGCCGCCGCCGUCCCCAGCCAGGGCCACCAGCACCCGCCGCAGCAGCACUGGGGCCCGCCUCCCCCCGGAUCCCCUCCUCCCCGGUGGUCGCCGCAGGGCCACCCGCCUCCCCCGCCGGCCAACAACUACUACCAGCAGCCGCCUCCUCCCCCGCCGCGGAACGCCUACCCGCCGCAGCGGCAGGGGCCUCCUCCUCCGCCGCCGAGGAGCGACUACCCGCCGCAGCGGCAGGGGCCUCCUCCUCCGCCGCCGAGGAGCGACUACCCGCCGCGCCACGGCUACGGUCCGCCUCCCCCGGCCCCGCCCCCGCAGCAGCAGCAGCAGCAGCGGCAGGGGCCUCCCCCUCCCCCGCCGCCCCACGGCUACGGGCCGCCGCCGCCUCCCGCCCCGUCCCCGCAGCGGCAGCAGCAGCAGGGCCCUCUCCCGCCGAAGAACAGUUACCUCCAGCAGCAGCAGCAGCAGCAGGGGCCGCCGCCGCCCGAGCCGGCGGCAGGGCCGGAGAAGCUGAUCGCGCUGUGCAGGGAGGGGCGGGCCAAGGAGGCGGUGGAGCUGCUCGAGAAGGGGGCGCGCGCGGACGCCGCGUCCUUCUACGAGCUCGCCGGCGCCUGCUCCACGCCCAAGCUGCUCGAGGAGCUCCGCAAGGUGCACGACUACCUGCUCCGCUCGCCCUUCCGGGCCGACCUGCAGGUCAACAACCGGUUCCUCGAGAUGUACGGCCGGUGCGGCAACAUGACGCACGCCCGCAGGACGUUCGACCAUAUGCCCGACCGGGACAUGGCCUCCUGGCACCUCAUGAUCGAGGGCUACGCCGGCAACGGGCUCGGGGACGCCGCGCUGCAGCUCUUCGAGGAUAUGAAGCGGUGCGGCAUGGCGCCCACCGCGCGCACCUUCGUGCUCGUGCUCGACGCGUGCGCCAACUCGGAGGCCAUCGAGGAGGCCUUCCUCUACUUCGACGCCAUGUCCCGGGACCACGGCAUCGAGCCUGGCAUGGAGCACUACGUCGGGAUCAUCGAGGUGCUGGGCAAGUCGGGGCACCUCAACGAGGCCGUGGAGUACAUCGAGAAGCUGCCGUUCGAGCCCAACGCCAUGAUCUGGGAGUCGCUCCUGAACCUGGCGCGCAUGAACGGCGACAUUGACCUCGAGGACCGGGCGGAGGAGCUGCUGGUCUCGCUCGACCCCUCCAAGGCCAACCCCAAGAAGCUCCCGACCCCUCCCCCGAAGCGGCGGCUCGGGAUCAACAUGCUGGACGGGAGGAACAAGCUGGGGGAGUACAGGCUGCCGCCCAAGAUCGAGAAGAAGGUGGUGAACGAGCAGCGCUACGUCCCCGACACGAGGUACGUGCUCCACGACAUUGACCAGGAGGCCAAGGAGCAGGCGCUACUGUACCACAGCGAGCGGCUGGCCAUCGCCUACGGCCUGAUCAGCACCCCGGCCAGGACCCCGCUGCGCAUCAUCAAGAACCUCAGGAUCUGCGGGGACUGCCACAACGCCAUCAAGAUCAUGUCGAGGAUCGUGGGGCGGGAGCUCAUCGUGAGGGACAACAAGCGGUUCCACCAUUUCAAGGAGGGCAAGUGCUCCUGCGGCGACUACUGGUGAUCCAUUGAACAUGGUGCCUGGAUGAUUUUAUCUGAUCGAAUGUGGUGGCGUGUCGUCGAACCCUGUUUCUUGCUGUUCUAUAUGAAUAUAUGUGUCGACAGUCAGGACAUGCUUUUAGUGCAUAAGCAGUAUCAAGAUAUCUGAUGGUACUUGGUGCUGGUAGCAGUAGAGACUAUCCGUUACUUAUAGCUAUUUCGCCAGUAUUUUUCGACCGCUUGAUGUCAUUUUUAGCCACUGCCUGUUCGUAUGCACCAAAAAACCAUCGCUUCUUGAUGCACAAAUUAAUCUCUUCUUUCAUGUGGGUCGUGCUUGGUAUGAGGUUCAUGUAUUGUUCGUAGGCGAAAGCCGAUGACCGACCGCAUGAUUGUAAGAGGUUCUCUUAUCUCAAUCCCUUUUGGAUUAAUAAGUAAAUGGAAACUAGUCUUGUAUAUCCA
This is a messenger RNA of Aegilops tauschii subsp. strangulata, 2235 nucleotides long. Lineage: Eukaryota; Viridiplantae; Streptophyta; Magnoliopsida; Poales; Poaceae. The record is from RefSeq and is a predicted model, not a curated record.